AUGAAGUCGACAGUUGGCACAUUAUUAGCUUCCACGGCGGCGUUGUACGUCCACGGCACAUCAGCCGUCACCUCGGCCUUCUGCCCCAACGAUGGAGACGUCUGUUUCCGCUGGGGCGUCCCAGAGGCGUCCGCUAGCUCGGGUUCUGGCAACAUCUACUUCCAGAUGGAAGCUCCCAGCAGCGUCCAAUGGGCCGGCCUCGGUAUCGGUCCCAGCAUGUCAGGCGCCGAGAUGUUCCUCAUCUACCAGAACGGCGACGGCAACGUGACUCUCAGCACACGGACUGGCACCGGUCAUGUCAUGCCCCAAUACACAAGGCGGACAGCAGUUGAACUCCUCGCCGGCUCUGGCGUCUCUGGCGGCAAGCUGAUUGCUAACAUUCGGUGCGGCGACUGCGAUAGUCUUGACUUUGAGGGAUCCAACUCGUGGAUCGCGGCCUGGAAGAAUGGUGACUCCCUAGACUCGACCAGUGUCUCGGAGAGGAUCAGCGAGCACGACGAGCAUAGCAGCUUCUCUGUCAACUUUGCUCAGGCAUCCAUGAGCUCUGAUAGCAACCCUUUCACUUCCAGCAGUGACGAUUCCGACUCGAAUUCCGAUUCAGACUCCAAGACUGGCUCUGGCUCUGGCUCUGGCUCCGGCUCCGGCUCCGAUUCCAACUCUGGAGUUGUAACCGAGUCCUCUGGCCCGAGCAAGACCGUGCUAAGAGCUCACGGUAUCAUCAUGUCCAUCGUCUUCCUUGCUGCAUACCCCCUGGGAGCUGUUCUGAUGCCCAUCAUUGGAAACUGGUUGGUCCACGCCGGCUGGCAGUUCAUCGCCUUCCUGGGUAUGUGGGCUGGCUUCGGUCUUGGUUACGUCUAUGCCCGUGACGGGGGCUAUUGGUGGCAGCAAACCCACACCAAGAUGGGCACAAUUGUUGUUGCGCUGAUGGGUCUCCAACCCAUUCUUGGAUUCGCCCAUCACCGAUACUUUAGAAGCCAUGGCAAGCGAGGGGUCAUCAGCCACGUCCAUAUCUGGUUCGGUCGAAUCCUCAUGAUCCUUGGUAUCAUCAACGGAGGACUGGGCCUGCAGCUUGCAAACUCCUCCAAGGGAUAUAUCAUUGCCUACUCGGUCAUUGCUGGUAUCGCGGCCCUGCUUUACACUGGUAGCAUCUUUGUUGGCGGCAUGAGGAGGACGGCUCGCGCCAAGUCAAUCUCUCCGCAAAUGUCCCAGGAGGAGCAGCGAUAA
Messenger RNA from Fusarium keratoplasticum, 1224 nucleotides. RefSeq names its product DOMON domain-containing protein. The transcript is spliced from 3 exons. Lineage: Eukaryota; Fungi; Ascomycota; Sordariomycetes; Hypocreales; Nectriaceae. The coding region runs from base 1 to 1224 and encodes 407 amino acids. The record is from RefSeq and is a predicted model, not a curated record.